Molecule: messenger RNA, 903 nt
Organism: Porites evermanni
Lineage: Eukaryota; Metazoa; Cnidaria; Anthozoa; Scleractinia; Poritidae
Source: the annotation of a GenBank genome assembly
AUGUCAAACGAACCUCAAACACCAACGCUGACUGUCACGGAUGAAAGUGAAGAUGUCACGGAAAAAGACCGCUCUCCUGCCGAGAACGCCUUCUACGAGUCAUUUCUUAUUCAAUCAAGGUCCGCCAUUGAAACGUUGUACGCCUCUAACAUUUACCAUAGUCAAAAGCACGCAAAACAAGUCAAAGAUCUUGAACGACAAAAGCAGUACUGUAUGUCUCAAAUGAACAACGACCAGAAAGAAAUGGUUAAAAAGAUGGCCCAGUUACAGGAAAAGCAGGAAAAAAUAAUUGAGGAGAAACGAAAACAACGCUUGAAAGUUUUGUCAACAAAAGGUGAUAGCAGAAUAAGGCCGCACUCGACAUCAUCAUUAGCAAAUUGGGAGCCAAGGUUACUUCAACACAGGCAGAGAUCAGGAUCGAUGCCAUUUCUUGAGCCUAUUGAUGCAAAUCUACUAAAUCAAAGCCUAUCCAAGUCUACUGAGAACAUUCACUCCGAUUCGUCUAUGCUGAGUGCAAGCCUUCCAGCUAAUGUUUUAUCGCGGUCGUGCGAGGAUCUAUCCUCUCUCGGGAAAAAGAGAGGCAAAGUUGUUUUGCCUGCCUUGCCGAAGUCAUCCCGAGCGAUGUCGGUAGGGGAUUCUUCGGAGGAUUCCGAUUCUACCUUUAUAACCCGAAUGUCCGCCUCGCCUCCGACCAAGCCUAAGCUUAAUCUAAACUUGACACCGGCUUCCGGUUUCAAACCCGAACAUCGUCGAGGAUCUUUUGAUCCUUCCAUUUUAAGAGAAGCAGACAAACGGCGAGGUUUGAAAGCCAACAGUCCUCCAACGAGUCCAAAAAGUACUCAUACAAAGUGGAUUCCUAAGUCUUACGGUUUAUCGCAAGCUAGAGGUCUUCCUCCAGUGUAG